AACGACAUCGUUUGGGUAUUGAAGCCAAAACCCCUAUCCCCUUCGUCAUCUCCAACACGAACGCUAAACCCCCCAUCUCCGCACUCUAUUCUCUGCAACUUUCUCCAUUAAUGGCUUUCACUUUCACUUCACAACUACACACUCUCUCUUCCCACCUCAAUUUUAUCUCUCUAAAAAGGCAGUUUACUAUAAAACCUGUUCAUUCUCUUUCCCGCCCUCCAUUUCCAUCACUCCGUCACCAACAAAACCCACUUCUUGCUGUGGGUCAAGACGGGAACUUUUACCCGAACCCAUCUGCAGAUGACCCGCCCGAAGCCCCGGAGGAUUCAGCUCAUGGAUUUUCAAAGUUUGACCAAAUACAUAUCCAGGCUGCACGUGCUCGGAAAAUUCAGGAAGAGGACUUUAAAAAGCAUCAAUCAACUUAUCUUAAUGCCAUUGCUGGGAGUGAAAUUGAAGACCCAUCUGUAAGUUCUUCUUCUACUUCUGGGGAUGAUUUGUUUGGUGAAAUUGAUAAAGCUAUUGCUUUAAAAAGAGAAGAGUUUAUAAAGCAAGGACUUUUAAAACCAACUGUUAGAAAUAAAGGAAAUGAAGAUGUUGUUAGUGAGGGAAUUGAGGAGUUAGAGCCUGAAGAAGUUGUUGAUUUAGAUGAGAUAAAUGAGUUACAAGGGCUUAGAGUUGUAGACGCUGAGUCUGAUUCUUCUGAUGAUAAUUCUAGUGGGUUUGAUGUGGAUUUUAGUAAAAAAGGUGAUCUUGGGUUGUCACGGGAUCCGUCUUUUGAUUUGGAUUUUGAUAGUUAUGGCAAAGGGAAGACUGUUAUUGUGGAACCCAAGUUUAGAAUGAGUUUGGCUGAGCUUUUGGAUGAGAGUAAAGUGGUGCCAGUUUCAGUUGCUGGAGAUUUGGAGGUGGAGAUUACUGGGAUACAGCAUGAUUCGAGAAUGGUGAAUGCUGGUGAUUUGUUUGUCUGUUGUGUUGGGAGGAGAACAGAUGGACAUUUGUAUUUGAGUGAGGCUGAUAAGAGAGGAGCUGUUGCAGUUGUAGCUAGUAAGGAGAUUGAUAUAGAAGAGACGUUGGGGUGCAAAGCUUUGGUUAUUGUGGAGGAUACUAAUGCUGUUUUGCCUGCAUUAUCUGCAGCUUUUUAUAAGUAUCCUUCGAAAAACAUGGCUGUGAUUGGUAUAAGUGGGACGAAUGGCAAAACCACCACAGCAUAUUUGAUUAAGGGAAUGUAUGAGGCAAUGGGAUUGAGGACUGGUAUGUUCAGUACAGUUGCAUACUAUGUACAUGGAGAUAAUAAGUUGGAAUCACCUAACACUACACCAGAUGCUGUCUUGGUUCAGAAUUUGAUGGCUAAGAUGCUACAUAAUGGGACUGAAGCUGUUGUGAUGGAGGCAUCUUCUCAUGGAUUGGCUUCAGGGAGGUGUGAUGAGGUUGAUUUUGAUAUUGCAGUAUUUACCAAUUUAACAGGUGAUCACUUAGAUUCUUUCCAUGGGACUGAGGAGGAGUAUAGGGAUGCGAAAGCUAAGUUGUUUGCUAGGAUGGUGGAUCCAGAAAGGCAUAGGAAAAUUGUCAACAUUGAUGAUUCCAAUGCAUCUUUCUUCAUUGCACAAGGCAAUCCAGAUGUGCCUGUUGUGACCUUUGCUAUAGAGAAUAAAAGUGCAGAUGUUCAUCCCUUGAAGUUUGAGCUCUCAUUGUUUGAGACACAGGUUUUGGUUAAUACACCACAUGGUAUCUUAGAGAUUUCAUCUGGAUUGCUUGGGAGGCAUAAUAUCUAUAAUAUUCUAGCUGCUGUAGCUGUUGGAAUUGCAGUUGGGGCACCAUUAGAGGACAUUGUCAGAGGGAUUGAAGAAGUUGAUGCAGUACCUGGUAGGUGUGAAUUAAUAGAUGAGGAGCAGGCAUUUGGGGUGAUAGUGGAUUAUGCUCAUACUCCUGAUGGCCUAUCUAUACUACUUGAUUCAGUAAGAGAGCUCAAGCCUAAGAGGAUUAUCACUGUUAUUGGUUGUGCUGGUGAGGGUGAUAGAGGCAAGAGACCAAUGAUGACAAAAGUUGCAACAGAUAAAAGUGAGGUGACAAUGCUGACAUCUGACAAUCCAAAGAAUGAAGAUCCAUUGGACAUCUUGGAUGACAUGCUGGCCGGUGUGGGUUGGUCGAUGCAGGAUUAUUUGAAAUAUGGGGAGAAUGAUUAUUAUCCACCUCUUCCUAAUGGUCAUCGACUUUUUCUGCAUGAUAUUAGACGAGUGGCUGUACGCUGUGCUGUUGCCAUGGGAGAAGAAGGUGAUAUGGUUGUCAUUGCUGGUAAAGGCCAUGAGACAUACCAAAUUGAAGGUGACAAAAAAGAGUUCUUUGAUGACCGGGAGGAGUGCAGGGAAGCUCUGCAAUAUGUUGAUGAGCUUCACCAAGCUGGGAUAGACACAAGUGAAUUUCCAUGGCGGUUACCAGAAAGUCAUUGAUUUAGUUAAGAACUCAAUAGUCUAAGAUAUGGGGAGAUUAUACAAUCUGGCCGCCACUGAGCACUGCUGGAUUCUGCUGCUUGUAUGCGAGCGGAAUCUGUUUAGUUUCUGGGCUUUGUGGCUCUGGUGAAGGCAAUUCAUGAAGAGUCCUUCUAUAUUAGGUGGAUGGUUCUUGGAUCUUUCGGCCUUUAAAAUUAUGGUGUCCUCUACAAAUGAAGCUCCACGAUAUGAUCUCCCAGGGGAAUCCACCAUCCAAUUUUGUAAGCAGAUGUAAUAUGGAACCUAGUGAAUGUGCAUAUAGCUGGUUGUAUCUCCUCCCAGUCCCACCAAUGUACAACCUCUUCAGCGUUUAAUUACAUUGAGCAAAUCAAGUUGUAUAGAGUGUUUUCUGAGUUCCUAUGCAUCAAUAUGAUGCAUUUGGUCUGUAUUCUCACCUUCUUGUAGCUGACACUGACAGAACAAAUUCAGUGUUCUAAUAUGUGAUUGUUCAGCUUAGCAUAAGCA
Ricinus communis (castor bean) is the source of this 2948-nucleotide messenger RNA. Its product is annotated as UDP-N-acetylmuramoyl-L-alanyl-D-glutamate--2,6-diaminopimelate ligase MurE homolog, chloroplastic. Lineage: Eukaryota; Viridiplantae; Streptophyta; Magnoliopsida; Malpighiales; Euphorbiaceae. Gene Ontology annotation, cellular component: cytoplasm. The coding region runs from base 111 to 2444 and encodes 777 amino acids. The transcript has 6 exons. The record is from RefSeq and is a predicted model, not a curated record. Gene Ontology annotation, molecular function: ATP binding; acid-amino acid ligase activity. Gene Ontology annotation, biological process: biosynthetic process; cell division; regulation of cell shape.